AUGGAGUGCGCGCCGUCCCUACCGCCGGAGGCGAUGGGGCCCGCGCGCACGCUGCUGACCUCGGCCAGCCAGGAGAAGCUGCCCACUGAGGACCACAAGAAGGCGCUGGACCGGGCCCUCCUGCAGCAGCGCCUGCAGAUCUGGGUGCUGCGCGGGGAGCUGGUAAGGAGCUUCGAGACCUUUGGCAAGAUGGACCCCUUCGUGGUGGUGGAGCACUUGCCCAAGAGUGGCCCUGCCUGGGAAUUUGCCCGCACCAGGACAGAUUGGGGCGGACACAUGAAGCCCAGCUUCAACUACCUCUGCCGAAGCAUCGAGGUGGAUGGCGAAGAUGUGAUCCGCUUCAAAAUCCUGGAGAAGAACUUCGGCGAGCUGGGCACUCCCACCUUCUGCGGAGAGGCCUCUGCCUCGGUGAGGACCAUGCUGGGCAGCAACGAUAUCAUCGCGGGAGGCCGCAAGUGCAGCAAGAGCAAGUUCCGCCACUGA
Messenger RNA from Effrenium voratum, 483 nucleotides. NCBI's taxonomy places the organism in Eukaryota, Dinophyceae, Suessiales, Symbiodiniaceae. The record is from the annotation of a GenBank genome assembly.